Molecule: messenger RNA, 1239 nt
Organism: Cercopithifilaria johnstoni
Lineage: Eukaryota; Metazoa; Nematoda; Chromadorea; Rhabditida; Onchocercidae
Source: the annotation of a GenBank genome assembly
AUGAAUUUUAUAUUUGCACUAUCAUUAAUUAGACGAUGCUUCACAACAGGUCCAACACGAACAAUUAUUGAUGUUCACAAAGCCCUGGAAUAUCACGUAUCGCUUAUUAAAAAAAAUGAUCCAGCGAAAAGUACAGCGAGGAAGUUCCGGAGCCGAGUGAUGAACGACAGCCGUGAUCAGGUGGUAAUACCUUUAAAAAGUUCAAAUAAGGAAUUUCAUACUAGAUACAUUGGAUGGUGUAAUUAUGUACGUUUUGGCAUGCUUCUAGAAGAUCUGGACACAUUCGCUGUUUGGUUAGCUUAUCGACACAAUCAGGGAGAGAUACAUCUUAAAAAUUCGGAAGAUUUUGAACCAAUAACAUUCGUCACGGCAUGUGUUGAUCAUAUCAGAAUGGAUGACAAAUACGAUAUUGUGGUUGACGAAGAUAUUUAUAUGGAUGGUUUCGUGAGCUGGGUAGGCAGAUCGAGUCUUGAGACUUCAAUGCAACUUUCUCAAAAUAUUAAUGGUGUAACGAACAAAUUCUUACAAACAAAAUUUGUGAUGGUUGCACGAGAUGCGGAAGGUAAAAAAUCGCUACCCAAUAUUCCAUUAGUUGUUACAAAUGCAGAGGAAGAAGCGAUUUUCAAUAAAGGAAAAGAAGGUCGAAGAUUACGCAAACUGAAUGAAGAAUGCUCGCUGCUGAAAACACCACCAAAUGAAAGCGAAAUCGGAAUAUUGCAUGAUAUUUUCAAGAGAAACAUCGAGUCUGGGCGUCAAAAAGGUCAUAACGGAAUCGUACCACCCAAUCAUGUAUGGAUUCAUGAUGCUUGUCUUAAUGAUACCGUUAUUUGUUUUCCAAUAAAACGAAAUAUAUAUGGCAAAAUAUUUGGUGGCUUCCUGAUGCGAAAAGCCAUGGAAUUAGCUUGGUCUAAUGCAUCUUUAUUCAGUGGAAAUCGUUGUCGCAUAUGUGGCGUGGAUGACAUUAUGUUUCGCAAAAGCGUAGAUGUAGGUUCAAUCCUUGUCCUUUCAAGUCAGGUGUGCUACAGUACUGAUCACUACAUGGAACUUAUUGUUGAUGCUGAAGUUUUGGAUAUCGUCACUGGAAACCGCGAAUUAACAAAUACAUUUUUUCUAACAUUUCAAUCUGAUCGCACCAUACCAAUUGUCAUACCAUAUUCGUACUCAGAAGGUAUGCUUUACUUGGAAGCAAGACGACGUUUCGAUAGAUUCCUUUCGCAGUAUCGCAAGGCACUUCAAUAA